GUGUCAUUUCUUCUUGAGAGCCUUGGGCUCUCCUGUAUGAUAAUAUAUUAACUGUCACCUUUACCUACGCAUCGUACCUACCCUCCUAAUCACCUCGGCGUGCCCACCUACGGACCAGAAUAUGGACCGUAACUAUGGAAGCGGUCAUGGGCUAAGAAACUGCACAGGGUAGGUGCACCACUUUGGAGAACUGGGCAGGAAACGGAUUGCUACCUAGCCAUGAAGAAGUGCCAUAACACCACCUAGGCACCUGCCUAUCUACCACGUAGUGCAAUCGGACGCAUAAAGUCCUCAUCCAAAAUUUGCACUAGGUUAAGAUCUUUGAACUGUUCCCCGAAAAGGAUAGUAUAUAGAUAAAUAAACAAAUAAUAUAUUUACCUUUGAGAUUAAAGAUAAAUAUUAAUAUAAUUUAUCCUACUAUUUAGAGUAGAACAAAGAGUAAAGCGGCCAAGUGCGCUAGCUGUGUCAAGUAAGCAAGCGAUACAGACAUGAUAUGGAUCAGGACUUUAUGCUUCUCCUGUAUGCUCGCUGGUCCACCAGGCCAGGUGCGUGCCAAACGAAUCCAGCUUCUGAUCAUCUCUCGGCAAUGGACGAGUGAGCACGACUUCCUGGGCCGUCGUGACAGAGUUAGAACGCGCUCCGGAGCUGACGCUCUAAUAAUAAGCGGAUUCGUAGGAGUGGGUGGUGCCUCGUAUGGAGGACGUGAAGAGGUGGCAUGAUUUGUUCUGGACCUGAGGAUCCACGGGAAGGACCCGUCUACUCAUCUCCCCCAGGCGAGACUGGCUCAGCACUGGGUGUGAAGGCUCCAGUUCCGUACUAGACAGUGAUUAGGAAGAAACGGAAUUCUCAGUCAUCAAGUGAGCGAGUGGUUGGUCGCGUUGGGAGCCAUUAACGCGUGCGCGCUGGCUCUGGGUACAUUACGGGGUGCCACAAUAGGAACCUGGUGCCGGGGGCAAUUAGAAUGGCAUAGUACAUACGGAGUACAACGCGUAGUAGUACUGAAGCUGGGAUGGAAUGAGCGGGUCGACGGCGAAAACGGCCGGAGGAUAUUCGUAAUCUCUCGCCUCUGACCUCACUCAGGAUGCAGCGGAUGUGUGGC
Ilyonectria robusta is the source of this 1099-nucleotide messenger RNA. RefSeq lists its product as uncharacterized. The record is from RefSeq and is a predicted model, not a curated record. The transcript has a single exon. The coding region runs from base 489 to 719 and encodes 76 amino acids. NCBI's taxonomy places the organism in Eukaryota, Fungi, Ascomycota, Sordariomycetes, Hypocreales, Nectriaceae.